CGCAAUCUUACUUGAUUUGAUGAUAUCGUCGUUCAUCCGUCGCUGCCCACUCUGUUGCUUUACUGCGUUGGGUUCAGAGAUUCUUGGAGGGCUCGGGCGAGGUGGAUUCCCAUGGCGACCUCGAAGAACGAGAGCUUCUCCGAGCUCGGAUGAGCCCCCCUCCUUACCCCGCCAACGAAUGCGCGUCCACGACGUCACCCUGUUCGGCGCCGUGAAGGUUGUCGCUUGCUCGCGUCACUUCUUUCUUACGGGGAAUGCGUCGCUCUAAGUUAUUUUAGGCAUGUCAACCCAGCCUUCGCCUUGCCUCUGCGAUGCUUGUCUUUACUAGUCGCCACUUCUCGGAGUUAGGGCUGCAAUGACGUUGUUUUGGCAGUUUGAAGAGCUUUUGAAACCCUAGGUGAGGUAUUGAUUAAAGUGGUCCGUAAAGGAUGAAGCUUUCGACCGUAGGUAUUGGCGAGCAAGCACAGGAAGCCGAUGAGAAGAGAUGCUUGAAUUCGGAGCUCUGGCAUGCCUGCGCCGGACCACUUGUAUGUUUGCCGACGGCCGGUACCAGGGUGGUCUACUUUCCUCAGGGUCAUAGCGAGCAGGUAGCGGUUUCCACAAACAAGGAAGUCGAGGGACAUAUUCCUAAUUACCCAAGUUUGCCUCCUCAGUUGUUUUGCCAACUUCACAAUGUAACAAUGCAUGCAGAUGCUGAAACUGACGAAGUUUAUGCUCAGAUGACUCUGCAACCUUUAAGCCUGCAAGAACAGAAAGAUGCAUAUUUUCCAAUCGAGAUGGGUGUUCUGAGCAAGCAGCCAACAAACUAUUUCUGCAAAACUUUAACUGCAAGUGAUACCAGCACUCAUGGAGGAUUUUCUGUCCCUCGCCGUGCAGCUGAGAAAGUGUUUCCACCACUGGAUUUCUCCCAACAGCCACCAGCUCAGGAACUUAUUGCACGUGAUCUUCAUGAUUUUGAGUGGAAGUUUCGGCACAUUUACCGAGGUCAACCAAAAAGGCAUCUUCUGACCACAGGUUGGAGUGUGUUCAUUAGUGCUAAGAGAUUAAUUGCCGGUGAUUCUGUUCUUUUUAUCUGGAAUGAGAAGAAUCAGCUUUUGUUGGGAAUAAGGCGUGCAAGUCGACCACAAACUGUGAUGCCAUCUUCAGUUUUAUCAAGUGACAGCAUGCACAUAGGGCUCCUUGCUGCUGCAGCUCAUGCUGCCUCUACGAACAGUCAUUUUACUGUAUUCUAUAACCCAAGGGCGAGUCCAUCUGAGUUUAUGAUACCACUUUCCAAGUACAUCAAGGCUGUUUUUCAUAUGCGUGUUUCUGUUGGUAUGCGAUUCCGAAUGCUUUUUGAGACAGAAGAAUGCAGUGUUCGCAGGUACAUGGGAACAAUUACUAGCAUAAGCGAUUUGGAUCCUGUACGUUGGCCAAAUUCUCAUUGGAGGUCAGUGAAGGUUGGAUGGGAUGAAUCUACGACAGGUGAGAGACAGAUGAGGGUCUCAUUGUGGGAAAUUGAGCCACUAACAACCUUCCCUAUGUAUCCAUCUUUGUUUCCGCUCAGGCUCAAGCGUCCUUGGCAUCUUGGUGUCCCCUUUCCUAAUGAGACCAAACAAGAUGAGCUAAAUGCUCUUAUGUGGACGAGGAUUGGGUCUGGAGAUCAAGGUUUGCAGUCCUUCAAUCCCCAAUCACUUGGUAUGAGCUCAUGGAUGCAACAGAGAUUUGAUCCAUUGUUAGUAGGGAGCGACAUCAAUCAAUAUCAAGCUAUGACUGCUACUGCUUUGGAGGACCUGCGAGGGAAUGAUGUUCUGAAGCAACAAUUGAUACAAAAUCAACAACCAUUUCAAUUUAUUCAACAGCCCUGCUCAACUAGCCAUUUGAUGCCUCUUCUAGAUUUUCAGCAGGCUCUGCAACAGCAUAUUAUUAGUUCUCAAUCUCAACAUUUACGGGAGAACCAAGCAAAUUCUGGGCCCCACCAGCAGUUGCAACAGUUACAUAAUGACCAGCAAAAGCCUCAGGCUCAACAAGCACAUGCCUAUGCAGAUACAUUUCUAAUGCGUAAUAAUCAUGAGCAACAACAGUCUACUUUGCCUUCCCAAUUUUAUGAAAGGUCAAUCUUUCCUGAUUCAAACUUAAUUUUGUCAUCGAAUGUUCCGUCAAGUUCUGUACCUGGUGUUGUAGAAUCUGCUUAUCCUGAAGGAAACAGUGACCUCUCUAACUGUUCCCAACUUGGUCUUUCGAUGAUUAACCAGCAGAGUCAGCAGCCAUUAGUACUGAAACAAACUAUGGCUCAGGUGACUCCUUUUGAUAGUAAAGUUAUGCUUCCUUCAUUUGUGGAGAACGAUAGUUCAUUUGUGGAGAAAAAUAAUUCUGAUGAUAUUGAAAAUUCUCCUAGUACCCAUAAACAUGCACCAUUUGGGCUUAGCAAGGAUCCAUCCUUCUUCCGUUCUAUUGCAGCUCCUAAGUUAACUUUGAAUCCAACUGUCAGUGAUCCAUCUAGCACUGCAUUUGUUGCUUCAAAUGUUCAUAGCUCUCUCUAUGGGUAUUUGGAUGAAUCUUCAAACUUACUGCAGAAUGCUGGAGAGAUUGGUCCACUGGCCCAAACAUUUGUUAAGGUUUAUAAAUCAGGAUCAGUUGGAAGGUCAUUAGACAUAUCACGGUUCAGCAACUACGAUGAACUGCGCAUGGAACUGGGUCAUAUGUUUGGUAUUGAGGGUCUAUUGGAGGAUCCUCGUAGAUCAGGCUGGCAGCUUGUAUUCAUCGACAGGGAGAAUGAUGUACUUCUCCUUGGAGAUGAUCCGUGGGAAUCAUUUGUGAAUAAUGUUUGGUAUAUCAAAAUACUUUCUCCAGAAGAGGUUCAAAUGAUGGGAAAACAAGGGAUUGAAUCCAUAUGCUGAUCCCCUUGCACUUCAAGAUUUCGAGGUUGUGCUCCUGUGAUGAUUGAUCGUAUGCAACAAGAUAAUUAGGACGUCCCAUAGCAUUCCAAAGAUCAACCAUCGGUUUACUCUGUUCUACUAGUUGUAUUUGGCAAGUACUUGUCAGCUCAAAACUUGUUAUUACGAUGAUGAUAUGAAGUUUGAGCUUUGCUGUGUGUUGUAUUUUCCAGAAGCACAAAUCUCCUUAAAAUAUAUUGUCGUAAACACUGAUAAUUACUAGAUUGCUGUUUGCAGAUUAAGAUGUUAUUACUGUUUGCUGAAGAAUUUUUAAAGUAUUGAGCAUAAACGUGGUGGA
Zingiber officinale is the source of this 3213-nucleotide messenger RNA. Its product is annotated as auxin response factor 12-like. NCBI's taxonomy places the organism in Eukaryota, Viridiplantae, Streptophyta, Magnoliopsida, Zingiberales, Zingiberaceae. Gene Ontology annotation, cellular component: nucleus. Gene Ontology annotation, molecular function: DNA binding; protein binding. The record is from RefSeq and is a predicted model, not a curated record. The coding region runs from base 429 to 2879 and encodes 816 amino acids. Gene Ontology annotation, biological process: response to hormone; regulation of DNA-templated transcription. The transcript is spliced from 16 exons.